Messenger RNA from Heterobilharzia americana, 1815 nucleotides. The record is from the annotation of a GenBank genome assembly. Lineage: Eukaryota; Metazoa; Platyhelminthes; Trematoda; Strigeidida; Schistosomatidae.
AUGCUAAAUUGUUGCACUUGCCUUACUUAUGUUAUCAUCGUACUUAAUUUAAUCAACUAUUUAUUUGCAAACACUAAUAUGGAAUAUAGAUGGAGUCAGUGGUCUGCAACACCUCUUACUUGUUCUGUUACCUGUGGUAGCGGAGUGAGAUGUCGUGUUCGAAGUUGUAUUGAUGGAUAUGGUACUGUACAAGCAACCACAACAAGAUGUCAGAGUACAGAUAUAUAUCACUCUCAAGCUAAAGAAUGUAUUCCAUGUUUUGUUAAUGUUCACUGUCCACGUAUCCCGGGUUGGGGAAUAUGGGGUCCAUGGUCAUCAUGUGUUCCGAUCGAAGGUAAUCAAGAAGUCGGGAGACAAGGAUGUCGAACUGGAAGUAAAACCCGAUACCGACUGUGUGAUAGUCCUCCACCAGAACCACCACCACAUGGCUUAAAUUGUUCUGGUCCUAAUCAACAAAUUCUACAAUGUAGUUAUGAUUGUGUUGACAGAACUGAUAGUACUCCUGACAAUAUUGCUAAUAAGAUAUCUUUUCAAAAUAUUCUACGAAAACAUGUUAGUCAAAAAGUUCUAAUGGACUGUGCAACACCAGCUUACAAUCUUGCUAAAAGACUAUCUCUGCGAGGCAUCAAUAAAACUGCCAGUAGAGCAUUGAAAGGUAGAUCUUUCUCAAUAAGAUGGCUAAAAAAUGGCAAACCUAUAAACUUAGCCAACCCUAGUUCAAACGUUCUAUCUAAAGAGCUACUCAAAGCAAAAAACAUUAUCAACUAUGAAAAAAGAAUAGCUGAUGAAGAAAUCAGAUGGAACCUAUUGCUUGACACUUCUUCAAUCUAUAUGGAAGAUACACACCUGAUUUUUCCAAGUAUACAACAAGGUGAUCAAGGUUUUUAUACAUGUCAAAUGAAGGUUGGUAAAAAUAAAUGGAAUAUAAUUUUCUAUACAUUGAUUGUUACCGGAACAAAAUAUGUUGCCCUAGAUGGUAAUCCUUUUUAUCUUCAUUCAAAUUUAGGCUAUUCUAAUUCAUUAAAUGAUAUGAGUGUAUGGAUGGAAUCGGCUCAGAUUGUUUGGCAGUUGAACGGUCAUGAAUACAGUCGUGGUUUAGCCAUACGACUAAAUCGACGUAUUCAAUUAAUUUCUCAUUUGAAUUUAACACAUCAAGGCACAUGGAAAUGCUUUCUAUGCAUUCCAGCUUAUAGCCUACCAAGUCAAGUUGGUAAUCCACGGUCAUCAAUCAGUAGAAUAUAUUUAACUAAUGAAUUCCAUUUAAAAAUUAACCCAACACAAAAUAUUUUAUGGCAAAUCAGUGAAUAUCCCCCAACGGUUAGAACACUGAGACAAACAGCUCUUACUGUAUCAUUAAUCGGUUUAUUUUUAGUACUAACUAUAUUUCUUAGUAUAUGGGCUGCACGACGUUGGACAACACGAGCCUUAACAAUUGAUCAACAGAAAGCUAUUAUCCAAGAAAUUGUCGACAAUGAAUGUAGACUACUGUUAACGUGUAAAAAACGUGCAACUAUUAAUAAAAACAAAUUAUUACCAUUGAUCUUACAAGAAAGUCAACGUUUACAGAAAACAAGUAAAUUUCUAGGUGUAUUACGUAGACGAAGGACAUCAAGAUUGGGUAGUCGAAGAGUGAUGCGUAAAGCUACGCGUAAAAUGAGUUUUCCUCCGAAGUCAAGACCUAGUGCACAUGCUUCGAAGUUUAUACCAUUCGGUUGUAACUCAAAUUCUUUGAAAAUUUUACCGUUAUCAACACCCACAACUUUAACAUCACCGAAAAAAUCUCAUGUAAAGUUUGAAAAGAAUGAAAAUGUAUAA